AUGAAAAAAGAAGAAGAAGAAGAAGACAAGAGAGGUGGUUGGCAAGGCACGGUUCGAAGAGACUCUUCAGCUUGUCCACGAAAGGAAGAUUUGUGCGACUCCUCGCCUCUUCGCACUACCACUGCCACAACUACCACCCCUUUCGCUACACGAUCACGAAUGUGCCUAUCUUAUGCCGCCGCACUUUUAAGGCCACUGUCUCCUCUAGGUAGCGAGAUCUGCAACACAGAAGCUCAGUUUUUAUUUGUACGUCGAAACCGCGAUACAGAGGAAUGUAGAGUUAGCUUUGACGAUCGAUAG
This is a messenger RNA of Heterotrigona itama, 300 nucleotides long. The record is from the annotation of a GenBank genome assembly. NCBI's taxonomy places the organism in Eukaryota, Metazoa, Arthropoda, Insecta, Hymenoptera, Apidae.